Chilo suppressalis (striped riceborer) is the source of this 1497-nucleotide messenger RNA. The record is from the annotation of a GenBank genome assembly. Lineage: Eukaryota; Metazoa; Arthropoda; Insecta; Lepidoptera; Crambidae.
AUGGGUAGCGUGGUGAUAAUAGCGAUAAGUCAGUGCGCGCGAGUCGGGCCCCGCCUGCCGACAUGUGCUGCUCAAAUGAGGAAGUGUUUAGUGAACUUAAGGAAUUGGAACAGAUGUCGGAGAUUACAAUUUUUUAGGCAAUUUGAAAGAAACAAUUCGGGGAUAUGUAGUGUACACAAUUGUCAAAUAAACGUUAUUAGUUCACAAAACAAAUGGCGGCAGUUCCACACAAGUGUUACGGCUCACAAGACGGUCGCUUUCAAUCUGUCCGACAUCGGUGAAGGCAUCAGAGAAGUGGUUAUUAAAGAAUGGUUCGUGAAAGUAGGUGAUAAAGUGCAACAGUUUGACAAUAUCUGUGAAGUGCAGAGUGAUAAAGCUGCAGUGACCAUCAGCAGUCGAUAUGACGGGGUCAUCACCAAACUUUAUCACGAAGUUGACCAAAUCGCGCUUGUUGGAAAACCACUAGUAGAUAUUGAAAUUGAAGGCUCUGCCGACGAAGAUACAGCACAGAGUAUAAAAUCAGAAGAAUCAAGUUCCAACCCUCCAAAGACAGAAACAAAACAAAGAGUUAAAGUAUUAACUACACCUGCAGUUAGAAGAAUCGCGUCACAAUUUCAAGUAGAUCUAAGUACAAUAAGGGCCACUGGAAAAAAUGGGAGGGUUAUGAAAGAAGAUGUGCUCUCGCACCUCAACAUAUCGGCGGAUAAGUCGAAUGAGGUUCCAGAUGUGACCUCCUCAUCAGUCCAAGCCGUCACCUACCCACUCACUUCUGCACACGUGAAAACUGAAAUGGUACUCGACGACAAAACAGUGCCAGUCACUGGUUUUACUAAAGUUAUGGUGAAAUCUAUGACAGAAGCAAUGAAAGUUCCACAUUUCGGUUUUAGCGAUGAGUACGACGUGACGAAGCUAGUAGAGUGCCGGCAAAUUUUGAAAACCAUAGCAGAGGAGCACGGCGUCAAACUUACCUACAUGCCCAUCAUUAUCAAGGCAGCGUCACUCAGCCUCACGGCCUUCCCGAUUCUUAACAGCAGCUUGGAUAGCACUUGUGAAAACCUAACGUACAAGGGCAGCCACAAUAUUGGUGUUGCUAUGGAUACGCCCAAUGGCUUAGUUGUGCCAACUAUUAAGAAUGUCCAAAAUAAAAGUAUAUUGGAAUUAGCACGCGAGCUGAACGCAUUGCAGGAGAAGGGCACAAAAGGUCAACUCGGUCUCAAUGACCUCACCGGUGGGACGUUUACAAUAUCGAAUGUUGGAAUAGUAGGGGGCACCUAUACAAAACCUGUAAUAUUACCACCACAAGUAGCAAUUGGUGCUUUAGGGAAGAUUCAGAUACUACCACGAUUUGACUCAUCGGGUAAUGUAGUGAAAGCUCACAUUCUGGCAGUAAGCUGGUCAGCUGACCACCGUGUUAUCGACGGUGUCACAAUGGCCCGCUUCUCCAAUUCUCUCAAGAAAUACCUAGAAAAUCCCUACACACUUAUACUAGAUCUUUGA